AUGCGCUACUUGAGGCCGGUUAUUUGUGUUGACGGUAGUCAUUUGAAAGGUCCAUACAAAGGUACACUUUUGAUGGCAACCGGUCAAGAUGCCAACAAACAGAUAUAUCCCUUGGCAUGGGAGAUCAUUGAUGCUGAAACAAAUAGAUCGUGGAUGUGGUUUAUGUCCAACUUGAAAGAGCUUAUAGGCGACUCUGCUGAAUUGGUUUUUAUUUUCGACCGGAAGAAUAGCAUUUCCAAUGCCAUUGCUCACCUAUUUCCUCAGUCCCGUCAUGGGUGCUGUAUCCGGCAUCUAGAAAAGAACUUAGUCCAGCGGUACAAUAACGCAAGUGUAAUAUUUCUAUUCAAACGAGCUGAACGAACUUCUCAGGUCGAAGAGUUUGAAAGACUUAUGGGACAGAUCCGUAGGGUAAGUGCAAGAGCGUACGGGUACUUAGAGCGUGCAGGUUUCUCGUUUUGGUCACAAGCACUGUUUGUUGGUCAAAGGUACAACAUAUUGACAAAUAACAAUGCCGAAUCUUUGAACUCAAUGUUGAGACAUGCCCGUUCAUUACCGAUCACGUGCUUGAUCGAACACAUUCGACAAACUAUGCAAAAGUGGUUUCACGAAAGUCGAACCAGUGCAACCACAUGUAUUGGCAUGCUGUCGUUGAGGAUGGAGAACGAGUUACGGACAACAUUUGAAGCAGGUACAAGGCUUCGAGCUCAUGGCUUGACAGAACAGUUAACACAGGUUGGAAUAUCUAAUGACACGGAUAUCGUCGACUUCUCUGAUAACAGCUGCACUUGUCGUGAGUUUCAAAUUAAUCGUAUGUCAUGCCUUCAUGCCACUCGAGCUGCGUACUUGCGAGGUACUCCUAUUAGGCCACCCAAUGUACGUCGUCCUCCAGGUAGACCACCCACAAGACGUCAGCGAUCCAGGUUCAAGUCCGUCACACGACUCAGGAAAUGCACUCGCUACGGUGGACUAGGUCAUAAUCGGAGCACAUGUUCCAACCCCAUUUUAGAAGACAUUGUAGUUGAUAUCCCUUCAGAACAUCUCGACAGUUAA
Molecule: messenger RNA, 1050 nt
Organism: Olea europaea var. sylvestris
Lineage: Eukaryota; Viridiplantae; Streptophyta; Magnoliopsida; Lamiales; Oleaceae
Exons: 3
Coding region: 1-1050 (349 amino acids)
Molecular function (GO): zinc ion binding
Source: RefSeq, a predicted model, not a curated record